Messenger RNA from Menidia menidia (Atlantic silverside), 2815 nucleotides. NCBI's taxonomy places the organism in Eukaryota, Metazoa, Chordata, Actinopteri, Atheriniformes, Atherinopsidae. The record is from the annotation of a GenBank genome assembly.
CAGGAAGUGCAAGGGUGUGUUUCCGAGGGGAGGGCGUAAAGCUUCAUCGACGAACUUCCCUGAAGAUACCGGUGAGUCUCUCUGGCAAAUUGUGAUGGAAAAGACAAAAAGUUAGAAAAUACUCUCUUCAGAAGCGAAUGUUUUUGAAAGACCUUUCAUAAGCCAAUUUACUUCCGAGUAUUUUAUCUUAUUAGAAUUGUCUAAUCUGAAGGCCAACAGAUCUAACGGUAUGCUGCGUUAGCCUGACUGUCAACCUGGGUUUGAACAGUCGGUUUGGAUAUUUUGAAAUAACGGCCCCUAACUUCUGCCAUUUGCUGUAUUUGUAGACACAGACGGUGCGUAUACAUAAGCAGGAUGGAACUGCGGCCGCUUGUUAUGUGCUUUGCUCUCUGUGUGGUUUACGCCACCAGCAAACCCACAGAGAAGAAGGACCGCGUUCAUCACGAUGAACCUCUCAGCAACCGGGAGCACGAUGAUGCAGAGAGCUUUGACUAUGACCACGAAGCCUUUCUGGGUCAAGAAGAUGCCAAGACCUUCGACCAACUCACGCCGGAAGAGAGCAAGGAAAGGCUCGGCAUGCUGGUGGAACGCAUCGAUGACGACAAAGACGGUUACGUGACAGUUGACGAGAUGAAGAAGUGGAUCAAGCACGCACAGAAGAGGUGGAUCUAUGACGACGUGGAUCGACAGUGGAAGAGCCAUGACCUCAACGCGGAUGGGCUGGUGUCCUGGGAGGAGUACAAGAAUGCCACCUAUGGUUAUAUUCUCGAUGACCCGGACCCUGAAGAAGGCUACAGCUACAGGCAGAUGAUGGCUCGAGAUGAGAGGCGGUUCAAGAUGGCUGACCAGGACAAUGACAUGAAAGCCAACAAGGAGGAGUUCACGGCUUUCCUUCACCCCGAAGAGUAUGACCACAUGAAAGAUAUUGUAGUGCUGGAAACAAUGGAGGACAUUGACAAGAACGGCGAUGGUCUAAUUGACCUGGAUGAAUACAUAGGUGAUAUGUACAACCAGGACGGAGAUGACUCGGAACCUGACUGGGUGAAAACGGAGAGAGAGCAAUUUACAGAAUUCAGAGACAAAAACAAAGAUGGGAAGAUGGACAAGGAGGAGACCAGAGACUGGAUCCUGCCCAGCGAUUACGACCACGCUGAAGCCGAGGCCAAGCACCUGGUCUACGAGUCCGAUUCAGACAAAGAUGGCCGUCUGACCAAAGCAGAAAUCGUUGAUAAGUACGACCUGUUCGUGGGCAGCCAGGCGACAGAUUUCGGAGAGGCUUUGACUCGACACGACGAGUUCUAACAUCCAGCUGCCUCCACAGACUGUGCACUCCUCGUCCGUUCCACCCGAUGGAUCCCUCUCCAUGGAGCAUUGAGACGAGAUGAGCUCGCCUAAACCAAACGCCACGGACAAUAAUUUAUUUGAUUUUCUUGAAUGUGUCCAGUUGCGCACACACUAACAUUGUAAGUAAUGUGUACAUGUUUAGCCAGUGCAUCUCCACGUUCAGUUCAGCCUCAGACUGGGACGUUCCCUCCCAGCGUUUGCUCUGCUUCCACACACUACCCUCUCUCGCUCUGAGAAAGAACAAACUGCCCCCACCCCACCCCCGACUCUUUUGAAAUAGUCAAGUUUUGCUACAAUACCUUUUUUAAAGAACAACAAAAAUAGGCUUCCAGUAAAAAGAAGAGAUUAUUGCACCAUUUCUUUUGUAUGGCACUGGACUGUGAGGCAUAAACAUGACCUUUGGUCUCUCUCCUCAGUGUAAUUGGGCCCAACUGAAAAUGCUAGCCUAAUGUUGAGUUGUGCAUCUGUUUUUCUUUUUUUUUAUAUAUGUAUUCUUUUUUGAUAACGAAUUAGUAAAUGCUGGAUUAUAGAAUGUCUGUCUGAAGACACGAGUCAAUUUUAAAUUCAGUGACAAUGAAGACCCUUUGGCCUAGUGCAAUACGUCAUCAUCAGCUGCAUUUUAGUGUGCUCGUCCCCAGAACAUCCGUGCUACACAAACUGUGUCCUGCAUUAAGGACAUUUGUGUUGUACGUGUGAUGAAGGAAACAAGCCGAAUUUAGGGACAGUUGGCACUAGAUUGGAUCCCCUCUGAUGUCUGAUCAAACUCCCCCCAACACCGUAAUAAAACGGAAUGUCUCUCCAGCUGAUCCAAUCUAGCCCUUGCCUUUAGAAAUGGAUGCUCUGUCCUCAUGUCCUAAAGCUGCCUGACUUUUUUUUUUUUCUUCAUCACCUCAGUAGUGUAUUUAUGUUUGUGCUUUUGAGUGUGUGUAUUCCUUAUAUUUGAUAUUUGAUUUUUUUUAUAUAUACUUUCUCUCUUUUUUUCUGUUGUAUUUUUUCAGCUGAACUACUCACUCAUGUGCCAAGCAAAAUAUAUUUUUUCUUGUUUUGCAUUUGGAAGAAAUAGUCCUUUAGAGCAUAUUCCUCUCUAAAAUAUUUAUGUUUGUAUUAUCACUACCACCAUUUAUAACCACUGUUAAUGAUUCUAUGGUUGUAUUUCAUCUAAUGCUUUUUUGUUUACAGGCUUACUGCAGCAAAAAAGCAUUUCACUUUGUGAUUAUACUGUAAAAAAAUCAGUGGUCUGCAAACUGAGCACUCUUAACAGUUCCAGUUUUUGUGAUUGGGAACAAUGCCUCAAUAAAACAUUUAAAUUGAUUUUUUAAACUGAUUUUCUAACCCUAACCCUCUAAUUUGACUUUCAUAUUUGCUUUAUACCUGUGGUCAUGUACAGCAUUGUGAAGUACAAAACGAUACUACCACUGCCAGACGAUGAGUGACGCUUGGUGUACAGAUGCAGAGCUCUUUCAUUGAGUUC